CAAUUGAACGCACACUGGAUCGAGUUCGAAUAGAAUAAUUUGUAGGUUAGUUAGUGCUAGGUGCGCGUCCUUUUGAAUUUAUUCGAGCAUUUAGCCAAAUAUCAGGCGAAUAUGGGCUCGAAUGGGGAAGAUAUCGACUACAGCAGUCCCUACGCUAAUUACAGGUCACCCCUCAGCACCAGGUAUGCCAGCAAGGAGAUGCAAUAUAACUUCAGCGACCAAAAGAAGUUCUCUACCUGGAGAAAGCUGUGGAUAAAUCUCGCAAAAGCCGAAAAGGAACUUGGCCUGGACAUUACCGACGCCCAGAUCAAGGAAAUGGAAGCUAAUGUCCACAACAUCAACUUCGACGAGGCAGCUGCCGAAGAACGCCUCACCAGGCACGACGUCAUGGCACACGUCCACGUUUUUGCAAAACAGUGCCCCACAGCAGCCCCUAUAAUCCACUUGGGCGCUACUUCCUGUUUCGUUGGCGACAACACCGACCUCAUCGUUCUCAAGGAUGGACUGGACUUGCUGUUACCUAGGGUAGCCGCUGUGAUACGGAAUAUGACACACUUCUCUGAGCAAUACAAGUCACUACCCACCCUUGGCUUCACUCAUCUGCAACCCGCCCAACUGACCACGGUCGGCAAAAGGGCGACCCUUUGGCUGUACGACUUCCUCAUGGACGAAAGAGCCCUUCGCAGGGCUAGGGAGGACCUCCGUUUCAGGGGGGCCAAGGGGACCACAGGAACGCAGGCCUCCUUCAUGCAGCUCUUUGAGGAUGGCGCCAAAGUCAGAGCUUUAGACCAGCUCGUGGCUAAACUGUCGGGAUUCCAGAAAACUUACCCGGUCACCGGUCAGACCUACACCAGGAAGGUUGAUGUGGAGGUCGUCAGUUCUUUGUCUUCUCUGGGUUCUUCAAUUCACAAAAUGUGCAGCGACCUCCGCCUCCUAGCCAACAUGAAGGAGAUCGAGGAACCCUUCGAAAAAAGCCAAAUAGGCAGCUCGGCGAUGCCCUACAAGCGUAACCCGAUGCGUUCGGAACGCUGUUGCGCCCUAGCGCGCCAUCUGAUGGCCCUCUUCUCCAACGCAGUCAACACGCAUUCGGUGCAGUGGCUGGAACGAACUUUAGACGACUCGGCUAACAAAAGGCUGACGCUUUCCGAAGCGUUCCUGAGCGCAGACGCCGCCUUGCUGGUGUUGGAGAACAUCACCCAGGGAUUGGUGGUGUACCCCAAGGUGAUAGAGAGGAGGAUUAACCAGGAACUACCGUUUAUGUCCGCGGAGAACCUCAUCAUGGCCAUGGUGAAGAAGGGAGGGGACAGGCAGGUUUGCCACGAGAAAAUCAGGGUGUUGUCGCAAGAGGCGGGAGCUCAGGUUAAGCAGUUUGGGAAAGAUAAUGACUUCUUGGAUAGGGUUAGAGGUGAUUCGUAUUUUUCUCCAAUUUUGAGCGAAAUUGAUAGUCUUUUGGACCCUUCCACUUAUACUGGAAGGGCCGCUGAUCAAGUUACCGAGUUUUUGGAAGAGGAAGUGUUUCCUUUGUUGGAACGUUACCAGGAUGUCCUGAAGCAAGAGAAUCCUGUGACCUUGAAUAUUUAAGGAUUUUUAGAUAGACGGUUAAUAAAUGUUUGUAUUGUU
This is a messenger RNA of Anoplophora glabripennis (Asian longhorned beetle), 1620 nucleotides long. RefSeq names its product adenylosuccinate lyase. Gene Ontology annotation, cellular component: cytosol. NCBI's taxonomy places the organism in Eukaryota, Metazoa, Arthropoda, Insecta, Coleoptera, Cerambycidae. The transcript has 4 exons. Bases 112 to 1581 code for a protein of 489 amino acids. The record is from RefSeq and is a predicted model, not a curated record. Gene Ontology annotation, molecular function: N6-(1,2-dicarboxyethyl)AMP AMP-lyase (fumarate-forming) activity; (S)-2-(5-amino-1-(5-phospho-D-ribosyl)imidazole-4-carboxamido) succinate lyase (fumarate-forming) activity. Gene Ontology annotation, biological process: 'de novo' AMP biosynthetic process.